Elaeis guineensis (African oil palm) is the source of this 1533-nucleotide messenger RNA. RefSeq names its product ammonium transporter 2 member 3-like. The record is from RefSeq and is a predicted model, not a curated record. Gene Ontology annotation, biological process: ammonium transmembrane transport. Gene Ontology annotation, molecular function: ammonium channel activity. NCBI's taxonomy places the organism in Eukaryota, Viridiplantae, Streptophyta, Magnoliopsida, Arecales, Arecaceae. Gene Ontology annotation, cellular component: plasma membrane.
CUUGCUCCAGAACUCUUCGAACCCAAAGAAUGAUGAACCUUUCCGACAGCCACACUCCGGGCUUCGACCAAGGCCUUUCGCCGACACCGGCGCCGUUGCUCUUCUACUGGCCCUGGUCGGCCAACAAUGACUGGCAGCUGAUCGCCUCCGCGCUGGUGGGCCUCCAAAGCGUGCCAGGCCUCAUCAUCCUCUACGGCAGCAUGGUGAAGAAGAAGUGGGCCGUGAACUCGGCUUUCAUGGCUCUCUACGCCUUCGCCGCCGUGCUCCUCUUCUGGGUUCUCUUCGUCCACCGCAUGUCCUUCGGCGAUCGCUUCGGCCCGCUUCUCGGCCGACCGGCCAUGGCGGUCCCCGAGGAGUACCUCACAAACCAAGCGUCGGGAUUCUUCUUCCCCAAUGCCACCUACGUCUUCUUCCAGUUCGUGUUCGCGGCCAUCACGGUGAUCUUGUUGGCCGGAUCGUUGCUUGGGAGGAUGAACUUUUAUGCGUGGAUGUUGUUCGUGCCGCUGUGGCUCACGGCCUCGUACUCGGUCGGCGCGUUCACGGUGUGGGGGGGCGGCUUCCUAGAGACAAGAGGGGUGUUGGACUUCGCCGGAGGGUAUGUUAUCCACGUCUCGUCCGGCGUCGCCGGAUUCACGGCGGCAUAUUGGGUGGGCCCGCGGAUAUCCAACGACCGGCAGGACUUCCCGCCCAACAACAUCAUCAACAUGCUGUUCGGCGCCGGCCUCCUCUGGCUGGGUUGGUCCGGCUUCAACGGCGGCGCCCAGGGCUCCCCCGACCCCAUCUCCUCCCUCGCCAUCCUCAACACCCACCUCUGCACUGCCACCAGCCUCUUCAUCUGGCUCACCUUCGACAUGCUCUUCUAUCACAAGAGCUCCGUCAUCGGCGCCGUCCAAGGGAUGAUCACCGGCCUUGUCUGCAUCACCCCGGCCGCCGGGCUUGUCCAGCCGUGGGCGGCGAUGCUGAUGGGGCUCAUCUCAGGGUCCGUGCCAUGGUACACGAUGAUGGUGCUGCACAGACGAAUAGCCUUCUUUCAGAAGGUCGACGACACGCUGGGGGCGUUCCACACCCACGCCGUCGCCGGGGCCUUGGGCGGCCUGAUCGCUGGUCUCCUCGCGCAUCCCCGGUUAACGAAGCUGGUCUACCCGAAGGAUCAAUACCAGCCUGGCUUGUUGUAUACCUUCAAGGAUGGGAAGCCGGGCCCCGGCUUCAAACAGCUCGGAGACCAGAUCCUUGGAGCGGUGUUUAUAGCUGUGUGGAAUAUUGUUGUGACAACCCUCAUAUGUUUGGCCAUCCGAAUAUUCAUGCCGCUGAGGAUGGACGAAGAAGAUCUACGGAUAGGGGACGAUGCGGUACAUGGGGAGGAGGCGUACGCGCUGUGGGGGGAUGGGCUGAAGACUCGGACCUACGUUCGGUGGAGCAUGUCGCCGGUGUUGCCAGCCUUUUGUCGUGGACCUCGUGGGUGCUGACCGUGAUUACGUGCGAGCUAGUUUGGUCGGUAUUGGGCCUCCUUUGGGUUAUUCAAUCGAUAGGAUU